AUGAGAGUCUUGUGUGUGGCUGAAAAGCCUUCCAUUUCCAAGGCUGUCGCUGGUCACCUCUCUGGCGGAAGCAUGCAAACCCACAAUACCAGGAACCAGUACAUCAAGAAUUACUCGUUUGAUUUCGACUUUGGGCAAGCCCUGGGCCAAUGUUCCGUCACCAUGACCUGUGUCACCGGUCAUCUUACCAAUGUCGAGUUUACCAGCGAGUACAAGAAUUGGAGUUACCCUCCACCCGAAACUUUAUUCAACGCUCCCAUAGUCACUAGUAUUCAUGAUGUAUGUGUAGACGCACAUGUCAACGACAAUGGGUUCAUGGCUGACUGGUUGGAAAAUCAGGACAAGAAAUCCAUAGCCAAGAAUCUUGCAGACCAAGCCAGGUACGCCCGAUUGUUGGUCAUAUGGACGGAUUGUGAUCGUGAAGGAGAGCAUAUUGGUCAAGAAAUUGUGGACGCUGCUCGCAAAGGCAACGCCAGCAUACAGGUCAAGCGAGCCAAGUUCAGUAACGUUGAACGAGCCCACGUUCUCUCGGCAGCCAGGAGGCUAGUCGAUCUCGACAAAAAGCAAGUUGAUGCCGUUUCCACAAGAAUCGAACUUGACCUUCGUAUUGGCUAUGCAUUUACACGGUUCAUGACGAAUAGCCUGCGGCCGCUCGGGGGUCCCAUGGAAAGUCUGACGUUGAGUUACGGUGAGCAAAAGACCCAAGAACAAGAGAAGUGGUCCUCAAGCAAGAUAAGGCCCCUAACAUUUGAUCGAUACUUUCGUGUCAAGAACUUUAUCCCUGAGCCUUUCUGGAGCAUUAGCUUGAUGCAUAAUCGUGACGGCAAAAACGUCAACUUUAGCUGGGAAAGGAACAGACUAUUCGAUCGCAUGACAACCAUUAUUUUAUAUGAAAGAUGUCUUUUGGCAAAAACAGCAAAGGUGAUCAAUGUACAGGAGAAGCCGACACGGAGAUACAAACCGCUGCCUCUGACAACUGUUGAACUUCAGAAAGCCGCCACUCGCCUUCUUCGAAUGAGUGGUCAACAGGCUAUGACGAUUGCUGAGGGCUUGUACAAUAAAGGUUUCAUUUCAUAUCCUCGCACUGAGACCGAUCGAUUCGAUAAAGGAAUGAAUCUGAAGGCUCUAGUCCAGAAGCAGUCCCCAGACCAGCGAUGGGGUCAGUUCGCUCAAAAUUUGGUCAACGGAGCUUUCAAACAGCCCAGAGAGGGCAGGCACGACGACAAGGCACAUCCACCAAUCCAUCCGAUUACUUAUGCCGCACCAAGCGUUCUCAGUCCUGACGAGGGGCUCUUGUAUGAAUACGUUGUCCGGCGGUUUUUAGCAUGUUGUUCUGAAGACGCCCUCGGUAUGGCUACUACUGUCGAUCUCCAGUAUGGGGAUGAAUUUUUCGGUUCGCAUGGUGUUAUUGUGCUGGAAAGAAACUAUCUUGAUGUGUUUGUAUAUGACAAAUGGGACAACCAUGAACUACCGAGAUUUGCCAGAGGCGAGUUCUUUCAACCUACAGAAGCAAUAAUGUCAGAGGGAAAGACAUCGCCACCGAGUCAUCUCACAGAAGCUGAUUUGAUUGCAUUGAUGGACGCCAAUGGAAUCGGAACAGAUGCUACAAUGGCGGAGCAUAUUCAGAAAAUCCAGGACAGAGAAUAUGUUGCCACUGUCGGCAAUAGCGGUGCAAUGGCGAGUGAAGAUGACGAUGGAGUCCAAGACAGAGCUUCGUCUGGGAGAGGGAGAGGAACGGGCAGAGCUCGUGGGGGUAGAGCAGCUCGUGGGACUUCAACUUCGUCAAGUGGCCGAAGAGGUGGUGUUCGUGUCUUUAUUCCAACACAGCUCGGAGUGGCCCUCAUCUUGGGCUAUGACCGAAUGGGUUUUGAAACUAGUCUCGGUAAGCCAUUCCUCCGCAAAGAAAUGGAACUCAAAAUGAAAGCGAUAUGCGAGGGUCGAACAACGAAGGAGGUUGUGUUGCGUGAGAGCAUAACCCAAUACCGGCAGGUUUUUAUGCAGACACAGGAGAAACUAGAUGUCCUUCGAGCAGCAUGUCGCGAAUUCGUGUUUGCUCAACCCGCUAGCUGA
This is a messenger RNA of Metarhizium acridum CQMa 102, 2070 nucleotides long. Lineage: Eukaryota; Fungi; Ascomycota; Sordariomycetes; Hypocreales; Clavicipitaceae. The record is from RefSeq and is a predicted model, not a curated record.